Loxodonta africana (African savanna elephant) is the source of this 1650-nucleotide messenger RNA. Its product is annotated as ubiquitin carboxyl-terminal hydrolase 17-like protein 6. Gene Ontology annotation, cellular component: nucleus; cytosol. The record is from RefSeq and is a predicted model, not a curated record. NCBI's taxonomy places the organism in Eukaryota, Metazoa, Chordata, Mammalia, Proboscidea, Elephantidae. Bases 1 to 1650 code for a protein of 549 amino acids. Gene Ontology annotation, biological process: protein deubiquitination; regulation of apoptotic process. The transcript is spliced from 3 exons. Gene Ontology annotation, molecular function: cysteine-type deubiquitinase activity.
AUGCCCCAACUCCGUACCCCUGUCUUCGGGUGUAUGCCAGACAGGAAAGUCUGGCGUUGGCCAGCCCCCUGCGGCUCCGUGCAGCAGGAGAAGCCUCGGGCCUGGCCUGUGCACUCGGGACGUUCCAGCCUUUACAACCGCCUGAGCCAUUGCCUUGUUGGAAAGCUCUCUAUUUUGAUGUCCCCCUGGCGGACAUCCCAGAAGCAGAGCGCCUGCCGCGACGACGGGGUGCUUGCUCCCCAUUUGACACUCGCCUCGACUUGGAGCAGGUCUUCCGGGGUCGGGGCAGGGCUCCGCAACAUGGGGGACACCUGCUACGUGAACGCGGCGCUGCAGUGUCUGACGUACACGCCGCCCCUCGCCGACUACAUGCUGUCCCGGGAGCACGCCGCAAGCUGUGAGCAGCAGGGCUACUGCGUGCUGUGUGCAAUGCAGGAUAACAUCACCCGAGCCCUCAGCCAUCCAGGUGACGUCAUGGAGCCCUCACACGCGCUGGCUAGAGGCCUCCAUAGACACCAACAGGAAGACGCCCAUGAAUUUCUCAUGUCCGCUCUGGACGCCAUGCAGAAAGCCUGCCUGCGGAGCCACAGGCACUUGCGCGGCCUCUCCGAAGACACCACCCUGAUCCGCCGAAUCUUUGGCGGCUACUGGAGGUCUCGAAUCCAGUGUUGCCACUGCCAGGGAGUGUCAGACACCUUCGACCCUUACCUGGACAUCACCCUGGAUAUCCAGGCAGCUCAGAGUGUGAACCAAGCUUUGGAACAGCUGGUCACGGCCGAAGAGCUGGAUGGUGAAAAUUCCUAUCAGUGUAGGAUUUGUCAGAGGAAGAUGCCCGCUUCCAAGACGCUGACUUUGCACACUUGCCCCGAGGCCCUCGUCCUUGUACUGAAACGCUUCUCAGACCUGAGCGGUGACAAAAAUGCUAAGCAGGUGCGCUACCCUGCGAGUCUGGACGUGAGCAGAUGCCUGUCUCGGCAGGACGGAGGACCGGCUGCUUACAGACUCUACGCAGUGCUGGUCCAUGUUGGGUGGACUUGCCACACGGGCCACUACCUCUCUUACGUCAAGGCUGGCAACGGCAAGUGGUACCGAAUGGACGAUGCCGAGGUCUCGGCAUGCGAUGUGACUUGUGUGCUGAGCCAACAAGCCUACGCCCUGUUUUACAUCCACCAGAGCGAGUUGGUCAGAGGGAGUGGGGGUGUGGCACGGGGCGGCGCAUCAGGAGGCCACGGGAUGGAGGCCGCGGACGAGGGGCCUAGGCCAGGGGUGCCCGAAGGGGACGCCAAAGUCAACGUUGUAGCCGCGGACGAGGAGCAACUGGGAGGACCAGCCAGCCGACAAAUGACCUUGGAGGAGUGGAAAAUCCUCCAAGCGCGAGACCGACUGAAGCCCCAGUUCAACAUCAGGGUAGUAGAGAGUGCACUGCCUUCCAACGCAGUGGUCAUUCACAAGCCGAAACCCAGGAGUGGGGUGGCAAAGGAUCACGGGGAGCAAGAAGGCCACCGCCUGAAGGAUCCGGCCAGGGACAUCCCCGCUCGGGUGGCCAUCCACUGUGGCAAUGACGUCUUCCCACGCAGGGAUGUCAGAGGUAGCAAGAAGAAGAGGAAGAAGAGAGGGAAGGGUACCUGGUCACUCGAUGGAUUCCAGUAG